Messenger RNA from [Torrubiella] hemipterigena, 3217 nucleotides. Lineage: Eukaryota; Fungi; Ascomycota; Sordariomycetes; Hypocreales; Clavicipitaceae. The record is from the annotation of a GenBank genome assembly.
GCACAGUGCAUCACACGCACCCUCGACAAGUACCAGCGUCUCCUCUUCUGGCUUCGUUCGCUUUCCCUCCUACAACCACAGCUCUUACGCACCGUCUCGUUUCAUAUCACCACUGCCCAAACCCAUCAUCACCGUUCCGUAAACCGCCAUCGCCUGCAGCUCCCAGCCUCGUCGUCGCGAUCAACGUCCACCAUCUCUCAUUUGCCCUUUGGUUUGCUUGAGAAAACCAAAAGGCAUCGCCCAGCCGUUGAUCCAUCUUCGCAUUUCCCCACGUUUUGCUCCGCCAUCUAGCACCGUCGUUGAGCCUUUGUCUAGUUUUGUAGACAAGGGCCGACGAUAGCAUCAACUCUUCCCCAGCAUGGCUUCCGGCGGCGACGAGGCAGCUGCAGCCUCUAAAAGACCCUGGUCGUUUCUCGAUCUACCCAUCGAGACGCAGCACGACAUCUUCUCUCACUGCUCCCAAAGCGAUCUCGUCUGCCUUGCCGUUGUCUCCAAGCAUUUCCACGAAGUCGCCGCCAGCAAGCUCUAUCGCAACUUUCAUAUCGUUUUCCCGGACGAUGACGAGGUCGAUUUCGACUCCCCCAUAGAUGGCCUCGCUGGUGGCCUCGAUACUUUUACAACCAGCGAGUACAACUACGCCAAGCACCUUCGCGACCUAUCCAUGGACACGCUUAGUCCUGGCCGCAAAGGCGAGCAAUCAUACCAGCCGUAUCUAUACAGCGCCACGUGCGGAAAGUUCUUCAACACUCUCCUCUACUUGACGCUGAAGAAGGCUCGUGCGCUCGAAGUAUUCACUUGGAAUGUCCGAAUCGAACUCACCCGCCCAGUCUAUCGCGAGCUACACAAUAUCCCUACCAUCAAAAGGGUCCAUAUUCGCUUACAAGCAGGCGAGUCGUACUACGCUCCGCUUCCACCACUUCCCAUCAGCAUGAGCCCGCACCCUGCACCGCCUGUGAUGAGUGGACAUUGGCACGCGCACUCUGAUGGUUCGCCGUCUCACUAUGGUCACGGGCCUCUGUACUCGCUCUACCAUUCGUCUACCUCUGCCCAUCCUCCAUCAAAGCCGUUCAGCAGAAGCAAGAGUCUUAAAAAGGCAGUGCCACUUGGCCCGGCGACGUUUUCCGGCUUCAAGAAUCUGCAGAGCUUGACCGUACUGGAUAUCGAUACACUCGAUCUGGUCUCGGAGCUUCAGACUUGCGUCCAAAAGUCGUAUUCUACGUUGACAGAGCUCCAACUGUCUUUCUCCGAUGCUCUAGCAACAAAGUCCCGUAGACCAUUGAUGGACUCAGACUCUGAAGAGUCCGACUUGGAUGAAUUCCCACAUAACAAUUCGCACAACUACGAGUCCACCAGACCCGCCAAGGUGUAUCGAGCAAACGAAGAAAAGAAGCUACAGGAUGUAUUCUUGGCCCGAGUAUUUGAUGUUGACCCUGGUCUGGUAAAGAAGCCUCAAAUACAGCCGCACCCUGUUGCGCAGCCAGAACAAUCGAACAAUGGUGAAGAAUCCCAGCAAAAGCCUGAUGAUACUGAGGCCCAACAAUUCAUCGACUCAUGGAAAGCAGCCACUGAAAGAAUGAUGACAACUGUUAACGGUUGUCGUGAUUUUUCUGCUCAACAGCGCGCUACGCUAGACAUCAUCGAACAGGCUGCGCGCAAAUACGUUGGUGUUGGGGCCCAACCCAGCAGUGACGACGAGGAAGCACUUCCUCCAUGGCGUUCUCAGCGUUCUCUCGCCGGUAGCAGCCAAGAGGAGGUUACACUGAAAAACACCGUGUAUACCCCUAGGUUUGAUUGGGCCACGAUGCCUCGAUCAGUCGCGCCACUGCCACAUCGACCUGCCCAGCCGGUGCACGACGAGGGUGAACCGACCAAAUUCUGUGACAUGUCAAACUCACCAGACGAAGCGUCUGAGGAAGAGGUGGGCGACAUGAAGCAGCAAGUAGACGAUUACAUCCGGACGACGCGGGGUAUAUCCCUAGAGGUCCUAUCGCUUCAUCUUGUUCCUGUUCGACCUGCCGUACUGUCCAGAGCAAUCAACCUAAACGCAUUAAGAAGCCUCACGCUCUUGAAUGUCGGGCCUCAAAGCCCAAUCUGGAAUCUCCUUAGCAAGGAAAAUGAGGUACAACCUCUGGCCUUGCGGAGCGUUUUCACGGACAAUGCCUCGUUUGCCUUUUUGUCUUGCAUGUCGCAGCUAGAGGAGCUUCAUGAUUUGUUUAUGCUACAGCGAAGCGUCGAUCAUAAGCCCGAGAGUUUUGCCACUAGAGCAGCAACAAGCAUCGAUCAAAUCCGACGACUUGUCCUGAAGAAGCAUAUCAAGACGUUGAAACGCCUGAUGAUUAAAGACGAAUCCAAAGAGGCAAACUGGGACGCCAAUGAGAAGACCAUGAUAUUGCUGUGCAAUCAAGGUAUGAUGCUGGAGGAGCUCGCUCUUAGCAUGAAUAUUCAUGCAGUUCAUGCAUUUAUGCAGUAUUUUGCCGGACUAGUGAAUCUAAGAGCCAUCAACAUCUUGCACUUCAAGAACAGCAACACUUGUCCAUGGGUGGUGCGGGAGAUGCUUCAAUUUAUUGUUGACAAUCUAUCCCACCAACCCGAGAUGAAACUUGAAUGGAUUGCAAUGGAAGAUGACAGAGUCAACCGCGUCAUCCGCCCGUCUGAAGCUAACGACACAGAGGGCUCUGAGGCGGGUAGCCGACCGAAAUCGGCCCAGUCUGCCGGCAAGGCACGAGCAAUCGAUGUGCCUCAGAAGACAUAUCCUGACGCGCCCUUGGACCAGGAUCGAUACGGGAGUGAAACCGAAGAUGAGGAUGAUGUCUUGGAUGGCGGACGCCGACUCCGCUUCCAGACUGAAGGACCCCUCCAGUUCUACGACGUGUGGGGGGUGAAGAUUUUCGAAAAGGAAAUCCGCAGUGGGCGACUAUAGAGCAGCAUGAGUAACAUCGUGCUUAAAGGUUCUUGGUGUUUGUCGACUAAAACAGUCAGCAGGCUCUGACUGCAUUGGCUUGUUUAUUUGGCUAUGGUUUGGAUGGUGUUGGUGUUUUUGCUGGUGCAAGGUGAGCCGGCAUUGGUGCUAUUCUAGGGAAAUUUUCAAUUUGCGUCUUUUUGUUUUCUGUCCGUCAUUUUGAAUUUGGAAAUAUGUAUUAGUGUGUAGCGAAUAUGAUAACGAUAGCCAAACAAAACAAAACAAGCACAGUUUCGAUAUUUAACAAUUCAAUUCACC